Messenger RNA from Thermochaetoides thermophila DSM 1495, 1521 nucleotides. Its product is annotated as polysaccharide synthase-like protein. Lineage: Eukaryota; Fungi; Ascomycota; Sordariomycetes; Sordariales; Chaetomiaceae. The record is from RefSeq and is a predicted model, not a curated record. The coding region runs from base 1 to 1521 and encodes 506 amino acids. The transcript is spliced from 4 exons.
AUGCCUGGUUUAAUGGAUAUUGUAAUUCCGAGAUGGGACCUGGAUUUUCUCUGGUCCCCCAAAUUUUGGGCCAUUUUUCACACGAUCCUCUGGCUCCACCGUUAUGUUCGGCUUCUUGUCCAUUGCGUCAGCCAUUGGUGCUACAAGUCUGUCCAGCCUAAAUGGACAAAUCCUAAAUACAAGUCGAGCGAUGUCACGGUCAUCAUUCCGACCAUCCACAACCGGCCUGAGGAGCUUCGGCCGUCUCUGGAAAGCAUCCUGGCCUGCCAGCCAGCCAAGUUGAUCCUGGUGACCACCUACAAUAAGUAUGAGGCUCUAGGCCGGGUCGCUUCGACACUGCGUGUUCCAAAAUGUGACCCUCCUAUCGAGAUCGAAGUUCUCCACGUCGACAAGGCAAACAAGCGGCUGCAGGUUUGCAAGGCGCUGGAGGAUGAUCACGUCAGAACCCCCAUUACUGUCAUGGCCGACGACGAUGUGGAAUGGCCGUCUACGCUCAUGCCUUGGCUCCUGGCACCGUUCGAGGACGACCGGAUUGGCGGAGUGGGUACCUGCCAACGGGUGAAGCGCAUCCAUGAGGGAGAUAUCCGGACGCGCAUCUGGAACUGGCUCGGAGCGGCCUACAUCGAGCGGCGCAACUUCGAGAUCUCGGCUACGCACAACAUCGACGGCGGAACGUCGUGCAUGUCUGGGCGUACCGGUGCUUAUCGAACCGAGAUUCUGAAGAGCUACGACUUCUUGGACAACUUCAAGAACGAGAGAUGGGGAAGGUACAUCCUCAAUGCCGACGAUGACAACUUCGUGACUCGGUGGCUGGUGGCUCACCAGUGGAAGACUUGGAUACAGUAUGAGCCGGAGUGUGAGAUUGAGACGACUCUGGAAAACAGCUACAAAUUCCUGUAUCAGUGCUCCCGCUGGGCGAGGAGCAACUGGAGGAGCAACUGGACCAGCUUGUUUGUGGAGCGGCACGUGUGGCGCCAACAACCAUGGUGCACCUACGCGCUGCAUAUCGCCACUUUCACUUCGCUAGCCUUUGUGGUUGACCCCCUUCUCCUUUUUACCUGUUGGUGGGGAACUGAGGGCUGGAAUAUGAGGGACCGCUACAUUCUUCUGGGAGCGGAAAUUGCCUUCAUGUUCGGUUUCACAAAAGUGGUCAAACUGGUUGGCCUGUUUCGCAAAAAUCCCAAGGACAUCAUGUUCCUCCCAGUCUCCAUUCUCUUUGGCUAUUUCCAUGGCCUGAUCAAGCUCUACGCUCUCUUCACUCUCAAAGAGACUUCUUGGGGCAGCCGCGAAGACGGCGACGAGCACAACACUUUCCGUCUGCAGGAGAAGCCUCCUCGCAGCCAGGCUAUGACGACCCCGUCUGGCCCGGACCUGCCGAAAGCAAUGCGCCACGCCCGUCUCACCCAGAUUCGCCGGGUGGUCGUGGCCUCACAAAAAGCCGAGGUCGACAGCUCUUCCCCCAUCAAGGGCAAGGCCGAGGGCCUGUAUUCUAUCGAGAAUAUGAAAUCGAUGCUUGCUUGA